Messenger RNA from Lasiosphaeria miniovina, 2102 nucleotides. RefSeq lists its product as uncharacterized. Lineage: Eukaryota; Fungi; Ascomycota; Sordariomycetes; Sordariales; Lasiosphaeriaceae. Bases 283 to 1914 code for a protein of 543 amino acids. The transcript is spliced from 2 exons. The record is from RefSeq and is a predicted model, not a curated record.
GUUCCAGGUGCCCAAACAAUCGAUUACGGCCUUGCCUAUUCCGUAUCCGUGGAUAGUAAUACGUAAAUUCCGCCCCUCAACACUAGGUAAUUUACCAUGCCUCAGGAUGCCCUGCGCAUUCCGUCCAACACCUAACCCGGACCGGUUGCAAAAGCCAGCCUUCUCCGAUACACGCAAAACUAUUCGAAAGGAUCCAAGGCCGACCAGCCAUAUUUCCAAACGCGCACCGCCCUACAACCCCGGGGGAAAGAAGUCUGCAAUGCGCCUCGACCUCGCGCAGAGAUGGAGGAGUCGCCGUUGACCAAGGCCCACGACCACGCCCGAGCCGCGUCGGUGGCUACCCAGACAUCAGACAUUACUGUUGCUAUCAACCACCAUUCACUUGCUGCCGGCGAAUUCGCCAACGCCGCCAAAGGCACCACCAGUGUCGAGGCCUUGCGAACACUCAGCCUGCUCGAGCAGCACCACCGGCGGCUGGCCGAGCUCCUAAAACUGCCGCUCGAGCCACCCAGUAGCCAGCACUCGAAUGCCGAUAGCGAUAUUGCCGAGGGCGACGAGAAGGAGAGCCAGCCGGGCGAGCAAGACGGCUCUGCGAAAGCAUCGGGGCAGACCAAGCCUUCACUUGCAGUCCUGCCAAACCACGCGAAGCCAGUGCCCUUGCUACCGCAACAGCGGAGAUAUCCCGGCCGCGACCUUUCGUCUUCUAUUGCCAGCAACCUCGCCUCCGCCCGGGGUAUUAAAUCCAAAUACCGAGGCCAGCCCCUAACCCCGAGCGUGUCGAAUGACCAGGCGCCCGGCAGCCUCGAGGUCCAUCCCCGGAGGGAGGGCUCGUCGAGGAACAAGGCACCGUCCGAGGCCGCAGACCAAAAUGCUCGAAAGCCCAGCUGGUUGCCCCCAACUCAACAAUCUGGGGUCAAGAUAGACACAUCCUCGGCCAACGAGUCUCCAAAAGCCGACCAAGUUAGUCCUCCGCCAGCCGAGGAGGGAUUUUCUAGGUUCUACACUAGCUUUGGAAACCUAAUCAACCGGCUCUCGGCGCCUCUCGCCUAUGCCGGGCUCCCUUUAAUCUACGAAGAGACGUCUCCUGCUACUAGCCAACCCGUUGCAGUCCCCGAGCCGCCGCCGCCCGUGCAGAAAAGGUCAUCUCGGGGGCCCGAGCCUGACAUUUCCAAAAUAUUUUCGCGCUCAAUACUACAGUCACUAGUCCGUGACGGCCAUGGCGGCAAUGACUCCUUCUACGUCGUGCCCACCAGUGGACACACAGCCACAUACGCGAGCAUUCUCAACCACGAGAACAAGGAGAAGCGGCGGAUGGCGGCGUCGUUUCAUAGCGAUGUUAGCAUGGCAGCGGGCAAAGCGGCAGCAGCGGCCGACGACCACGAAGAAGACGAUUUUGUAGACGCCCGCGAAUCGCAGAUGCCAAUAUCUCCGAGCUUUCGCAAGCGGCUCGGCAGGAGCCGCACCGAGAAGGAGCUGCAGAACGUCAUCGAGGAGCUCCACGUCGAGAACGCGAGCCUCAAGGAGAUGCUCGACAAGCUCAGCAAGCGCCUGCAUGCCUUUGAGCUGAACUCGCAGAGCUCGCAUCUGGCUCUUGCCCAGAGCCUGCGCCUACAGCGUCCCGGGUCGCCGCCGACCAUGUCGUCUUCUUCCGGCGGCGGGGGAUCCCCGGUGGUGGCGGCGACGACGGCCACAGAAGAGGCACAGAAUAAGCAGAUCCGCGAGCUUGAAGACCAGGUCGCCACCCUCAUCCGGCAGAUGACAUCCAUGGAGAAGGACCGUGACAAGCUCCAGGGCACAGUUGACAAGUACCGCGAGCGCUGGGAGAAGCUUAAGGCCGGCGCCAAGGCCAGGAGAGAGGCCCAGGACCAUGCUGCUGAUGGCAGCGGCGAUAACCCGUCGUCCCGCGCCGUCUAAGCCUAGGUCAAACACUGGGGAAGAGAGAAGUAAGUCGUAUUCUAAGACGGCGUAUACAGUGAUGAAAUAGUAUUUAGUUUAAACUUGCCGCAAUAGACUUCAAGUUAAACAUGUAUGAGCUCUUGCUGCCAUUUCCCUGUUCCCAUCUCCUGUUAUUCUUCUGUGCCUCUCAAUAAAGCAACUAGGUC